Molecule: messenger RNA, 3435 nt
Organism: Caenorhabditis angaria
Lineage: Eukaryota; Metazoa; Nematoda; Chromadorea; Rhabditida; Rhabditidae
Source: the annotation of a GenBank genome assembly
AUGAGUGAAGAAGGAGAAGAAACCACAGCUGCUUUGAGAAAACAAGUUGAAGAAUUGAUGAGAAAUGCGGCUGGAAUGGUUGCAACAUCAAAUGCAUUUCCAAAAACUGGAGGCGAAUUUGAGAUUUAUAAUUCGUAUCCGACUUAUAAUGCAUAUAUGAAACGACAGGAGGAAAGAAUUAAUAUUGUGUUAGUUUUGAGAGGAGGAAGGGUUUGGAGAUUUUUAUCUGAAAUUCCAGAAAAAAAUGGUUUCAGUGAAAUUCCAAAGGUUUAACAAUUCAUUUUAAAACAUCUGAAAAUAUUAAGAAUUUCCAGAAAUGUUGAAUUUUCUAACUGAAUAUUGACAAAAAAUUAUCAAAACUAAACAAAACUUCUAAAAUUUUCAGUAUGAGCAAAUUGACAAAAUCGAUUGGAUGUGCAAUGAGAGUUCCAAAUGUUGGAAGUUCAAUUCAAGAAUAUACAGAAUGUGUAAUUGAAGCACAAGAUAAUAUUGCUGAAAGAGCUGUGAGUAUUGUUAUUUAUUUUAUCUUAAAUCCCUAAUUCUUAAUUGCAAAAAUCAAUUUUCAGUCAACUCUUCUUGAAGCACUCAAAAAAGCAGAUCGAGACGAAGUCGUAAAAGUUCCUGAAUUCAUCUUAAAAGCUGCCCCUACAAAUAAAAAAACUGAAAAUGAAGUUUCGUCCGCAAUGCGAACAUUUUCUGCAAAUAUCGGAUCGAUUCUUGCACAAAAAUUCAGAGAAAGAAGAGAAGAAGCGGCACAAAUGAUUGUUAGCGAAAAACCACAGAAAACCUAUAAUUUGAAUGUGAAUAAUUCGAUUGCUCCAUUUAUUUCGAAAUUAAAUGAAAAACAUCAUGCGAUUGAUAAAAGAAAGGGAAUUGUUAUUAUUGAUGAGGAUGAAUCUGGAAAACGGUAGGGAAAAGGUUUUUUGGGAUAAACACUAAGUCAAUUGAGAAAAUUCUGGAUCAGACCACUUACUGAAAGUUUUCCCAAAGUUAUUGGAUUUUUCGAAAAAGAACAUUUUCAAAAAUCCUGUAAACAUUGUCUAAAAAAUUUUUUAAAAAUUUGGAAAUUAGAUGAUUGAAAUUCUUGAAAUCCCAAAAUGUUCAGCCAAAUUCUAUUAAAAUAAUACUUUUUCAGUGAAUGGAAUGGCGAAGAUGCAGAAAUCGAGCAUCCCUAUAUCGCCGAAAUUCUCAACUUCAAAAUUCCCGUUUCCCAACUCCAAACAUCUUCUCUUCAAAAAUUCGCCAAACUCCAAAACACCAAAUUCACGAUGGUUGACAGCAUCGAAAAAUUAGAAGAACUUCGAGAUCAUUUAAAUUCAGUCACUGAAUUUGCAGUCGAUUUGGAACACAAUGAAUCAAGAUCAUAUUUGGGAUUAACUUGUUUAAUUCAAAUUUCAACACGGGAUGCUGAUUUUGUGAUAGAUCCAUUUCCGAUUUGGGAUCAAGUUGGAAUAUUAAAUGAGCCAUUUACAAAUCCGAAAAUAUUAAAAGUUCUACAUGGUUCGGAUAAUGAUGUUUUAUGGCUUCAAAGAGAUUUCGGAAUUCAUAUUGUGAAUUUGUUUGAUACUUAUAUUGCAAUGAAGAAAUUGAAAUAUCCCAAAUUCUCAUUGGCUUAUUUGGUUUCUCGAUUUGCUGCAAUUCCAUUAGAUAAACAAUAUCAAUUGGCUGAUUGGCGAGCUCGACCACUUCGAGAUGCAAUGUUGAAUUAUGCAAGAGAGGAUACACAUUAUCUAUUAUAUUGUUAUGAUAAUUUAAGAGAAAGUUUGAUUGAGCAAAGUGAGAAGGAUUUGAAAGAAGUUUAUAAUGAAUGCAAGGAUUUAUGUGUCAAGGUAGGAGAUUAUUGGAGAGGUGUAAACGGAGUGUCGUUUUUCAUUAUACUGGAUAUCUAAAAUUGCGAAUUUUUGGGAGAUAUAGAAAAAAAAUAAUAACGAAUUUUCAGGUCUACAAAAAGCCAGCAUUCAAUCCAAAAGGUUUUAUGACAGAUAUCAAAUUCCGUUUCACAUUGAAUUCUCGUCAAGAAUAUGCGCUAACUCAUUUGUAUAAAUGGCGAGAUAAUAUUGGAAGAGAUGAAGAUGAAAGUCCACUUUUUGUAUUACCAAAUCAUAUGUUAUUAGGUUUAUCUGAAACUUUGCCAAAUGAUAUUAAUGGAAUCUAUGUUUGUUGCAAUCCAUUGCCAUAUUUUGUAAAACAAAGAUCUGGUGAAAUAUUGAAAAUAAUCAAAGAAGCGAGAGAUGUGAAAUUGGAAAAGAAGGGACCAUCGAAUAAAGAAGUUGAAGAUGCACAAGAAAAUCGAGGAAUUUUGAAUGAUCGAAUGGAUUUGAUCACCUCGAUUUUAUAUUCGAAACUUGAUUUUUCGCAUUGUAAAUUUGAUGAAGAACGAGGAGAAAUUGAUAUUGAUAAAACAGAACAUUCUGAAUAUAUUAGUUUGAAAGAUGAACAAAUGUCACUUUUAUCUAUUUUAAGACCUACGAUUACCUCGAAAAAUUUGGGAUUAACAAAUGUUUUUGAAGAGGAAAAAAGAGAAAAAGAAAGAAAAUCGAUAUUGGAAAAAUUGGAUGAAUGGGUAACACCUUAUGAAUGCUAUAAAAUUGUGAUGAAAGAAAAAGAAAAACAAGAAGAAAUUGAAAGAUUGGAAGCAGAAAGAUUGAAGAAAUUAGAAGGAGAUGGACCGAAGACUAUGUUUUCGCAUAAUGAUCCAACUGUUUGUAGAAAACCAGUAUUUGAAGAUGAUGAAAUUGCGAAAAGCGGAGAAAUGAAACUAGCAGGAUCAGGAGGAAAAUCAGACAAUGAAGAAGAAAAAGAUGCACCGAUUUUUGAUGAAUCACGAUUUAGUGAAGAUCAAAUAUUAUCGAAGAAAUCAUUGAAGAGAAAACGAAAAGAAGCGAGGAGAAAUGCGGAUAUUUCGACUGUUCUUGGAGAAUCUUCGGAGGCUCCAGAAGUAUCGGAAUCGACGAAAAAAUCGAGACAAGAAGAAGAAGAUGAAGAGUUUGAUUAUGAAAAAGCGGAUAUUAGUCAAUUUAGUGAGUUUUUUAAAAGGAUAUUGGAUUGUCAGGAAAAUUUAGAACUUCUCAAAAAUUAGAAUUUUCAGUUAUCAGUUUUAGUCAAAAUUUCACGAAAAUUGAAUUUUAGCUUUUCAAAUCUAAAUUAUUCAUAACAUUUUAAGAGCUGAAUAUUUUAGUAAGUAUAAAAAUUGACACUAACGUAAAAUAAUUUCUAUAAAAAUGUCUGAAUUUUGAUCAUAUUCAUCAGCUAUGGAUGUAUGAUUUUUCAUAGAAAAAUGCCAUGUUUUUUUUUUCAGAAAAACCGGUACGCGACACAAAUGCCGAAUUCGAUCCAUUUCAUCAGAAAUUCCGUCUCAAAAAUCAGUCGAAAAAACAAACGAUGCGAAAAUCGGCGAAUCGACAAGGAACAAUUAAUUACAACAAAAAAUCUUGA